Necator americanus (New World hookworm) is the source of this 1014-nucleotide messenger RNA. RefSeq lists its product as uncharacterized. The coding region runs from base 1 to 1014 and encodes 337 amino acids. Gene Ontology annotation, cellular component: nucleolus. The record is from RefSeq and is a predicted model, not a curated record. NCBI's taxonomy places the organism in Eukaryota, Metazoa, Nematoda, Chromadorea, Rhabditida, Ancylostomatidae. The transcript is spliced from 8 exons. Gene Ontology annotation, biological process: ribosomal large subunit assembly; maturation of LSU-rRNA from tricistronic rRNA transcript (SSU-rRNA, 5.8S rRNA, LSU-rRNA). Gene Ontology annotation, molecular function: rRNA binding.
AUGGAGGAGGAGAAGAAUACGAAAAUAGAGCCAUGGAAGGAAACCCAAAACAAUUCUAGGAAGAUGCGCGUUGAGAAGGUGAAGACUAGGAAAGGGAAGCGCGUCUUGGAAGAUCGUGCUCCAAAAACAGUGGAAAAUGACAAAACCGCUCUCAUCAUCAAGGGCUCGAAGACGAGCCAAACAGUUACAGAUGCACUAAUGGAUAUUUAUAUGCUCAAAAAGCCAUUAGUUCAACAACUGAAAAAGCAUAAUUCUUUCCGUCCAUUCGAUGACGAAACUCCUAUUGAAAAAUUCGGGGAGAAGUACGACGCCUCUCUGUUCUUAUUCGGUUCUUCAUCAAAGAAACGACCAAGUAGUUUGGUGUUUGGUCGAACCCACGAUGGCCAAAUACUGGACAUGGUGGAAUUGAACAUAGUGAACUUUACACCAGCCAGAGAUUUUGAGACACCAAAAGUGAUGCUGGGGACGAAACCAUGCAUUAGUCUGGAGGGCCCCGAUUUCGAAUCUGAAUCAACCAUGAAAAGAAUAGGAAAUCUCUUGGUGGACUUCUUCAAAGGACCAACUAUUGAUAUGGUGCGAUUACAAGGCCUCGAAAUGCUUAUAUCCUUUACAGCUAAGGAAAAUAUAAUUUAUAUGCGAGUUUAUAGAGUGUUGCUGCUCAAAAGUGCUACAAAUGUGCCACGAAUAGAACUUUUGGAGAUGGGACCGUCGAUUGAUUUCAAAGUAGACCGAACAAAACUAGCUAGUGACAGUCUGUUCAAGGCAGCAUGCAAGAAACCUAAAGCUUUGAUGGCAAAACGGCGCAAGAAUAUGUCUGAAGAUGUCUUCGGUAAUCAGUUAGCUCGAAUCCACGUGGGCAAACAAAACACAGACUCCAUCCAAACAAGGAAACUUAAAGCUCUCAAGAAAUCGAAAAGUGACGCUUCUACCUCUCGAACGAAUGAAAUAGAAGACGGCUCUGACGCUAGUGAUUAUGAGGAUGCUAGCGAUAAUGAGGAAGCUAUGGAGGACUAA